UUCGCAGAACUGUGCGGGCGACAGGUUAUUCUCUGUGAUUGUGAAGCACUUUGUAGAAGGUUCUUUUCAGGCACUGACUGGGCAGUCCAGCUGAAGACCUCUGCUUCCGCCCAGGAGGUUGGGUCCCAAGAUGGAGUCUCCGUUGGCGGUAAAUUCAGGGACUAGUCUGUGGGGUCCUUACAAAGACCUUUGGCACACCGUGGACAAUGCGCUGCUCAGGCGACAACCUGACGCUAUACAGCUACUGGACCUCGUCUUAAAGAAACACAAACCAGACUUCAUAUCCCUCUUCAAAAACCCCCCAAAAAGUGCCCAGCAGCAUGAAAUGAUUAAAAAAGCCAGCACAGAGGGCAUCGCCAUCAUAGGCCAGCAGGGUUCCAGACUCCUUCCAGAGCAGCUCAUCAAGGAAGCUUUCAUCCUCAGUGACUUGUUCAACAUUGGAGAGAUAGCAGCUGUGGAGCUUCUACUCGCUGGAGAACAUCAGCAGCCUCAUUUUCCUGGCCUGACACGAGGGUUGGUUGCCAUUCUCCUUUACUGGGAUGGAAAGAACUGUAUCGCCAGCUCGUUACGCGCUCUCAUGCAGUCACGCAAAGGCAAGACCUUCACCCUGGAACUCAGUCCGGAGUUGGUGUCCAUGACAACUCGCUUCACCGAUGAUCUGAUGGAGAACGGCCUGACUCACAAGAUCCUUGAUCUGCUCUCGCAAAUUGACGUUAACAACGAGUUUGAGAAGCUGCAGAAAGAGAGGGGCUUGGGCAGUGAGAAACACCGCAAGCAGGUUUCAGAUCUAAUCAAGGAAUGUCGGAAAUCGUUGUCAGAAAGCCUCUUCUUGUGGUCCUGUCAGUCUCCCCUGUCCAAGGAGAAUACGCUGCUUCUGAUCGGACACCUGGAGAAAGUCACGUUGGAAGCCGACGGCACGCUGCACGCUGUUAACCUGACCCUCCUCAUGGCUCUCCUGUACUGCUUAGAUGUAGGAUUUCUGGAUCAGGGGACGGAAGACCGAGAAGAACUGAUUCAUCAAACGCCUCUUCUUACCGAAAGGCAAUACAUAGCAGCCAUUCACAACCGACUGCAGGACAGCCAGCCGUGGAAGCUCCCGGGCCUUCAGGCCACCGUCAGACUGGCGUGGGCGCUUGCACUUCGAGGGGUGUCUCAGUUAUCUGAAGUCACAGCAUUGACAGAGUUUGCUGAAGCCGACGAAGGCAUGGUAGAGCUGGCUAUCGGAGGCAAUGCCUUCCUUUUCCUCACAGAUGCGGUGGUGGGGUCAGAAGGCUUCUGGCCGGAGGAAUUCUUCAUUCGCAGGGUUCAUAAACUUGUUACAGAUUUCCUCACGCUGAUGCCUAUGAAAGUGAAGCAGCUGAGAAAUCGGGCCGAGGAAGACGCCAGGUUGAUCCACAUGAGUUUCCAGAUGGGUAACGAGCCCCCUACAUCGCUCCGUCGAGAUCUGGAGCACCUAAUGAUAUUGAUUGGGGAUUUGUAUAAGAAAGAUCCAUUCAACCUUGAAUUGGCUUUGGAAUACUGGUGUCCUUCAGAACCUCUCCAAACCACAACCCUGAUGGGGUCUUUCCUUGGGGUAGCUCACCAGAGACCCCCGCAACGUCAGGUUGUUCUAUCAAAGUUUGUAAGACAGAUGAGCGAUCUGCUUCCAUCCACGCUUUACAUACCUUACCUGAAGAUGCUGCAGGGUCUGGCCAGCGGCCCCCAGUGCGCACAUUACUGCUUCAGUCUCCUGAAAGCCAACGGUGGGGGGCAUGAUAACACCCAGGCAGGCGUUGGGAGUCCAGUGUCCUGGGAACACUUCUUCCACUCUCUCAUGUUAUAUCACGAGCACCUGCGGCGGGACAUGCCAAGCUCGGACAGCAUACACCAGCGUCACCCGCUGCUCCGAGGAAUCACCCAGCACGAGCUGGACGGGCUCACCGCUUGCUUGCAGCUGACCACCAUAAUCAUCGAAUGGAGUGAAAGCGCCAGACUGGCUCUCUGUGAGCAUGCCCAGUGGAUGCCCGUAGUUGUGAUCCUUGGCUUACUGCAGUGCAGCAUCCCACCUGUUCUCAAGGCUGAGCUACUGAACACUCUGGCAGCGUUUGGGAAGUCGCCAGAGAUAGCUGCUUCUCUUUGGCAAUCCCUGGAAUAUACCCAGAUUUUGCAAACUGCAAGAGUUCCGGGUCAGAGGCAAGCGACGGGCAUCGAGGUGGAACUGAAUGAAAUUGAGUCGCGUUGUGAGGAAUACCCGCUGACCCGAGCAUUCUGCCAUCUGAUCGGUACCUUAGUGGAGAGUUCUAUUCCAGCCAACCUCGGGGCCGGUCUGAGAGCCCCUGGCUUUGAACCCUAUCUCCAGUUUCUCCGAGAUACGGUAUUCCUCCGUUUCCACACCAGAGCCUACAGGAGACCCGCAGAAAAGUGGGAGGUCGCUGAAACCGUUCUGAACGUCUUUUACAAGCUCCUUAGAGACUACGAGCCCCAGCCUGAAGACUUUGUGAAUCAGUUUGUGGAACUGCAGGGGGAGGAGAGAGUCGCUUACAAACCCCCGGGUUUCAACCUGAUGCACCAUCUGCUCAAUGAAUCUCCCAUGUUGGAGCUUUGCCUUGGCCUACUGGAAGAGGGUGUCACUCAGCUGGACACCUACGCACCUUUCCCAGGUAAAAAGCAUCUGGAGAAAACCGUGGCGUAUUGCUUCAUGCUCCUUAAUCUGACGCUGCAGAAGGAAAAUCUUUUCAUGGAUCUGCUGCGGGAAAGUCACCUGUCUCUGAUUGUCACCCCCUUGGAGCAGCUCCUGCAAGGCAUUAACCCUCGCUCCAAAAAGGCAGACCACGUGGUGAAUAUUGCUAGGUACCUGUACCACGGCAACGAUAAUCCGGAACUGGCCUUUGAGAGCUCAAAGAUUUUAUGUAGUAUCUCCUGUAAUCCAAACAUCCAAGCGAAACUCGUAGGAGACUUCACCCAGGACCAGAAAGUUAGCGAGAAGCUGAUGGCCGGGUUUGUGGAAUGUCUGGACAAUGACGACUCGGAGGAGUUCGAGAACCCUAUUGAGGAUACCGAAAUAGAGAAGAAACGAGGGGCGCUCCGCCACAAGACUAAAAUUCACAUCCUUAACCUCCUGAUCACCUCGCUGGAGAUGAAACCCCCCAACCUUGCCCUUUAUCUUCUCGGCUUUGAACUGAAGAAACCUGUCGGUACCACGAACCUUCAGGACUCAGGUGUAUUAGGAUGCCCGAGAACCUGUCUGCAUUCCAUUUUGAAUAUCCUAGAACAGGGAACAAAAGAGCGGGCCGGCCCGACCGCAGUAUGGGAUACUCCGCAGCUUGCCGAACUCUGUUAUCAGGUUAUCUACCAGCUCUGUGCCUGCAUGGAGACCUCCGGCCCCACCAUGCGCUACCUCCGCACAAGCCAAGACUUUCUGUAUACUCAGCUCCAGCACCUUCCCUUCUCUGUGAAAGAGCAUGAGAUUUCCGCCUUGAAUCAAAUGUCUUGGCUCAUGAGGACGGCUUCCAUAGAGCUUCGGAUUACGUCGCUAAAUCGCCAGCGUUCCCACACACAGAGACUUCUGCAUCUGCUCCUCAACGACAUGCCCGCGAAACCCCACGCAGCUGACGGGGAAGCAAGUAUGGAUGAAGAAAGCCGGGUUUUUGGUGUCUCUUUUUAUUCCGACGUCACUUCGAAAGUUCGUAGGAAAAUCCUGAACAUCUUGGCCUCCAUAGACUUCAGCCAGGAGAUCCCGGAGCCCUUACAGCUGGACUUCUUCGACCGCAACCAAAUAGAGCAAGUCAUAGCUAACUGUGAACACAAGAAUCGCAGGGGCCAAACCGUAUGCAAUGUGAAGCUUUUGCACCGGGUUCUGGUCGCAGAGGUAAAUGCUCUCCAAGGAAUGGCAGCCAUUGGACAGAGACCUCUGCUCAUGGAAGAGAUAAACACUAUCCUUCAGUACGUGGUGGAAAGGAACCGGCUUCUACAGUGUCUCCACGCCAAGCGUCACGCGCUGGAGUCCUGGAGGCAGCUGGUGGAAAUCAUUCUGACGGCCUGUCCCCAGGACCUCAUACAAGCCUCGCAGCGCCAGCUGAUCAUCAGAGACCUGCUUCAGGACGUGCACAACAAGAUCCUGGAUGAUGAUGCCACACCUGAGCUGAUGCCGGUAGUGGCCGGAGUCGUUUUUACCUUGACCGCUCACCUAAGUCAGUCGAUCCGUACCGAGCAGAAGCAGCCGCUGGCGGCCCCAGGGUUGAGCCAGUCGCAGUACGUCCCGCUGCUGGACGACCUCUUCGCGGCACCUCCUGGACCCGAAUCCCUGUUUUCGGGAUAUGCCUCCAUUGGAGAAUCCUCGCUUCACACAAUCCUUCAGAAGCUGCUAGAGUUCGUCCUGAAGACAGGCGGGGGCUACCAGCGAGUGCGGGCUCACCUGUACGGAUCACUGUUGUAUUACCUGCAAAUCGCACAAAGACCUGAUGAGCCGGACACUCUAGAAUCAGCUCAAAAUACAAUGUGGGAGCGACUGACCGCCCCGGAAGAUGUAUUCGCCAAGCUCCAGCGGAAAAACCUCUCUAUUUUUGAGAGCUACGGCACGGCGCUAAUGGAGGUUGUUUGCCGAGAUGCCUGUGACGGCCACGAGAUAGGAAGGAUGCUAGCGCUUGCUCUGCUGGACCGGAUCAUCUCGGUGGACAAGACACAGCAGUGGCUCAUAUAUAUUUCCAACAGCGGCUAUUUAAAGGUCCUAGUGAACAGCCUGGCGCAGGAUGACGGGACCUUGCAGAACCUGCUCAAUCCACAGCCGCCUCUGCUGAAGGCGCUGUAUAUAUACGAAUCCAAAAUGGCGUUCCUGACCCGUGUGGCUAAAAGUCAACAAGGAGCCCUGGAGUUACUGAGGAGUGGAAUCAUCGCUAACUUGGCAUCGUUACGUGUGUUUGGAAUGCGUCCCGAAACCAACUCCCAUGGUGCGUUUGGAAUGAGAGAGGCCUCUGCGUUCAUCCCCGGUCCUGUGGAAAGACACAGACAGAUCUUACUACCUGCGCUUCAGCUCUGUCAGGUGAUCCUGACCUCUAGUACCGCUCAGCCGUUACAGGCAGCUGGACAGGUCUUGCAGUUCCUGGCUACUCAUUUGGACACGAUACAUGCGAUACUCAGGAGCCCAGAAGGAAGUCUCGGCUCCUUGCAGGAACUUGCUUUACUUACAGGCAUCAUCAGUAAAGCUGCGCUCCCAGGUGUUGUCACCGAGAUGGACAACAAUGUGAACGAGGGGUCAUUGAUGGAAUUUCAAGGACAUAUCAGACGUUUCCAGCGUCAGUGUCUUGGAUUACUGAACCUUUUUGGUGGGUCCGACAAACUCCGUCAGUUCUGUCUGCAGGACGACCUCUCUCAGGUGGACAGGGCCAGCAAGAGAGAUGAAAUGGAGCUCGCCGUACAGCAGAUCUGUUCCAAUGUCAUGGAGUACUGCCAAGCCCUUAUGAUACAGAGCUCGCUGACCUUCACGCAGUCCGCCUGCCUGUUCACCCCCAGCCUGAUCGAAAGCACCAGCAGAGACGGCUCCAGGCCAGACUCCCUAUCUGUCCUUCAAUCCUCCCGCUUACCCGGCUUGGGAAUUGUGUUCUACUUGCUGAAGCAGAGCGCCAACGACUUCUUUACGUAUUACGACAUCCACCGGCAGAGCGUCGGUAAACUGCAGAACGUGGAGCAGCUCCCGCCGGACGAGAUUAAAGAGCUGUGUCAGGCUGAGGUGUCCAUCGGCAUGGAUAAAAUGUCCACCACGCAGAAGUAUGCCAUAGCCCGACGGCGACUGGUUAAGCUCAUCAACAACAGAGCCAAGCUUCUGUCUCUCUGCUCAUAUACUAUAGAAACUUGUUUGUUCGUUCUUUGGUGGCACCUGGAGUAUUAUUUGCUUCACUGCACCCCGAGCGAUCCGCAGGAUUCUCUCUUUUCAAAUACUACCUUCGGCAGCAGAAGAUUUCAGGAUACACUAAAUACAGAUCCCAACGCGGAUAAGCGCAACAGAGUAAGUCAGCAGGACCUCGACAUGCUGAAGGCUGAAGGGGCAAAUCUCUUCGGGGAAACUCUGCAGAAGCGACUCUUGGACAUCGAAAGCCUCUACUGUAAAGUGCGAUCCCGUCACAGUUUCAUCCAGGCGUUGGUCCGGAGGAUAAGAGGUCUCUUAAGAGUAUCGAGGGGUUGACUGUACCCCUCCCAAAAAAUAAAACUUCAGAUUAUCUUUCCGGUUUCUAAAUUAUGGACUUUUUCACUUUUUUUGAACCCAAAUGAAAAAAGUAUAUUAUGUGAUACGUUUUAUACAGAGACAAAUUAAAACACGUACAACUUCAGUCUCAUGAA
Molecule: messenger RNA, 6312 nt
Organism: Spea bombifrons (plains spadefoot toad)
Lineage: Eukaryota; Metazoa; Chordata; Amphibia; Anura; Pelobatidae
Gene: NUP205
Product: nucleoporin 205
Exons: 43
Coding region: 131-6157 (2008 amino acids)
Biological process (GO): nuclear pore organization
Cellular component (GO): nuclear pore inner ring; nuclear pore
Molecular function (GO): structural constituent of nuclear pore
Source: RefSeq, a predicted model, not a curated record